Hordeum vulgare subsp. vulgare (domesticated barley) is the source of this 649-nucleotide messenger RNA. RefSeq lists its product as uncharacterized. NCBI's taxonomy places the organism in Eukaryota, Viridiplantae, Streptophyta, Magnoliopsida, Poales, Poaceae. The transcript has a single exon. The record is from RefSeq and is a predicted model, not a curated record. Bases 38 to 313 code for a protein of 91 amino acids.
AUCAAGAGCUCGAUCGGGGGUUAAUUAGUCAGCUGGAAUGGAGUUGGAGAUGAUGGCGAGCCAGCACGGGGCGCUGCUGAAGGUGGGGCUGUUCGUGCUGGUGCAGGCGCUGGUGUACCUCAUCCUCGCCCAGUCCUCCUCCGUCUUCUCCACCACCAAGAACCUCGGCCUCCCCACGGCGCACUCCCUCGGCGCCCGCCGCAUGGUCGCGCUGCUCGCCGACCUGCCGCUCGACGGCGAGCCCCGCGCCGGCUUCGUGGAGCCGUCGUCGCCCGUGGCCCUGGCCGCGCACGCCCACCAGAAGAAGGAUUAGUGAACCGAACCACGAUGAUUCGCAGCGUGGGCAUGGAUCGAGCUGGAGGAGGCAGCUAUCGAGCGAGCAUAUGUCUGCCGAGGUAGCAGUUGGUGCCCGCCGUAGGAGUUCGUUAGCUAUUCGCGCCAUUGUUUGGUGGUCCUUUGAUUGGUUGGUUUCUUCUUUGAGAUUUCAUAUGUAAACUGCACGCCGUCUUGGGUUGUAAAAACCACCAUCUAAGAUUGUGUUUCGGUUAACAGUGCAACGUUUUGAUAAGAGCUUGUGACGAACAUAACACUCACACAUGAAGAUCACAUAACACGAAGAAUUCAUGGAAGAAGAUUGGUUGAUUGAUAA